AUGGCGCCCUCCGCAACGCUUCCGGAGCCAGAGCCCGAGUACAUUGUCGUCCACGGCGGGAAGGGGACCAUCAGGCGCGCUAUCCUCCAUGGGGCGAACCAGAAACCCACCUUCUCCACAAUCCCGCAAGUGGACUUCUCCCAGAUGUCCUCCUCAUCUCUCAAGGAGAGGAAGGCCAUAGCCGAGCAAGUAGGAAGUGCGUUUCGAAACAGCGGAUUCUUGUAUGCCGUGAACCAUGGGAUCUCGCGCGAUUUGCAGGACCGAUUAACUCGGGUCAUCCAGGAAUUCUUUGCCUUGGAUGAGGAAGAGAAGAUGAAGAUCCAUGUCAAUAAAUCCGAGACUGUAAAGGGUUACGAAGCCCUUCUUGAGACGAAGUUGGAUGACAAGACGCGUGGGGAUUAUAAAGAGGCUUUUGCAAAGGGCGAUGACCCUUACGAUGAAGAGCAAAACGCGCCCCCGGGUCUCGACAUGUCGCGGUAUCCCAAGAACGGCAACCAAUGGCCGGCGUCCCCGGAAUUCCGAAAGGUCUUCUAUGAAUAUAACGCUGCCGUCCAAGCCUUCAGCAAGAAGCUUCUGCGCAUAGUAGCACUAGCCCUGGAUCUCGACGAAGGCUUCUUCGACCACAUGUCCGACUUCCCCAUGGCCAGUCUCCGCGCCGUGCACUACCCGCCUCAGGAAACCAGCGCUGACGUAGGCAUUGGCGCUCACGCUGAUUUUUCAUGGUUCACGCUGGUCAACCAGCUCACCGACACGCCUGGGCUGGAGGUCCUGAACCACAAUGGGCACUGGGUGGCGGCGCCGCCAAUCCCGAACACGCUCGUGGUAAACGUCGGGGAUUUCUUGGAGAUGGCCAGUAAUGGUGUGUUUGUGUCAACGAUCCAUCGCGUAAUUAACAAGACGGGUAAGGAGAGGUUAUCGAUCCCCUAUUUCUUCAGCCCUAGUGCGGAUGUCAUGAUUGAGACGUUUCCCACGUGUAUCACUGAGGAGAAGAAGGCCAUGGUGCCGAUCAGGGCGGGUGACUGGCAGAGGGAAAGGCUGUUGAGAGCUAGAUAUAAGCACCCUAGCACCAUUGCUGCAAGGGCGAGAGGUGAGAUUUAA
This is a messenger RNA of Amorphotheca resinae ATCC 22711, 1098 nucleotides long. RefSeq lists its product as hypothetical. The transcript has 3 exons. NCBI's taxonomy places the organism in Eukaryota, Fungi, Ascomycota, Leotiomycetes, Helotiales, Amorphothecaceae. The coding region runs from base 1 to 1098 and encodes 365 amino acids. The record is from RefSeq and is a predicted model, not a curated record.